Belonocnema kinseyi is the source of this 5148-nucleotide messenger RNA. RefSeq names its product germinal-center associated nuclear protein (gene xmas). Bases 138 to 4907 code for a protein of 1589 amino acids. NCBI's taxonomy places the organism in Eukaryota, Metazoa, Arthropoda, Insecta, Hymenoptera, Cynipidae. The transcript has 4 exons. The record is from RefSeq and is a predicted model, not a curated record. Gene Ontology annotation, cellular component: cytoplasm; transcription export complex 2; nucleus. Gene Ontology annotation, biological process: mRNA export from nucleus. Gene Ontology annotation, molecular function: nucleic acid binding.
UCUCCUUAUCAUUACUCCGUGGUGUACCACUUAAAAUUUUGGUUUGUAAUGCAAUUAAACUUUUGUUUUUCACACGAAAUGUUAAGCGUGAAAUAAUCAAGAUUUUUUCCAAGAAGUUUAUUACAUAAUAAGCUAAGAUGAUGGAUGAUGAAUAUAUGAGUGAACUAGUAGAUUUAGAAAAAAGUCUAUUUUUAAAAGGCUUUAAAUUCUCGUCGCCAAAUAUUGUGUAUGAUCCUGAAAAAGUGAUAAACUUUGGUAGUUCUUCGGAAUGUGAAUUUUUUCCGACAGAAUCUCAAGGCACCAUUUUCCAGUUUUCACCUCCGACGAAUCUAUCUAAAGAUCGAGAUGAAAUCAGUCCGGAAAGCAGGCAUCUUGCUAAGGAAUACAAACCUCGAAUUUCUAGAAACACUUACAAAAAUCCCGUCAACAUGUUUACCCAAGCUCUGAAAGGAACACCGGCUUUUGCACAGUUAAAGACAAAUUCAAAAAUUUCAGUUCCAAAGCAUAGUACUGAUACUUCGAUAACCUGCUUCUCGGUGCCAGAAUCCUUACUGAAUAAAGCAGCGGCAAAGGAAUACUUUUCGACGUUUGGAGAUAUUUCGAAAAUGGUGCUUCGUCCAAAGAAGCACAUUAUCACAGUAAUCUAUGCUACAAAGGGCGAAGCAAAUAUAGCUUACUAUAAAUGUGGAUCCUUUCUAAACGAAAAGUUUGAUGUUCAAUGGUCUAACGAUGUACCUAAAUCACCAUUAAGAAAAAAAGAAGCUAACACUUCCGUUGUAUCUCGGAUACUCAAGGGAUCCGAUAAUGACAUCCAAGAAGAAUUGGAUGCUUUGAAAAAUUUGGAAUACAACCUGCACGACGAUCCCACUGUAGUAGAACCACUAACAUUGAUUAAAAAACUUAAAACACCGAAAGUACAGAAAGCAAAAGCUGCUGUUAAGGUGGAAAGGACCGAACCCGAAAGUCAGAUCGCAGCAUUGGUACCUAAAGCAUCAAUAGAAGAAUUGCAGACUAUCGUUCGUCAAUCUGCGUCAUCCACUGAAGAUAAAUACAAAAUUUUGGAAGCUCGAGAUAGGUUAAUGAGGCAGAAAUAUGUAAAGUCGCUUUCUUUAGCUACAGCUAAAGCCACGAGAGGCACUUGUCCAGAUAUGUGUCCAGAAAAGGAAAGGCUCAUGCGUGAAGCUCAACGACAAGUGUCUCUCUAUGAGCAGUUGGAUAAUGGUGGCGUGAAGAUAAAUCACAUGACAGCAGUGAAGCAGUAUUCCAGGUCAUCAGCUGAUCAAGAGGAACCUAUGCCACACGAGCUAAGGCCUGUUCGUUCAUUAAAGAUGACCAUGAGUUACUUAUUGCACGAAAUAGCUGACCUUUGUGACACUAAGGACACGAAUCUCGCAGAAUGGUAUCAUUUCCUAUGGGAUAGAACAAGAGGAAUCCGAAAAGACAUUACCCAGCAGGAGCUUUGUUGCCUAGACAGUGUCGAAUUGGUUGAGCAAUGUGCACGCUUUCACAUUCUAUGCUCUGAACGACUUUGCGCUGAAGAAUCUUCUGUCUUCGACAAGAAGAUAAAUACGGAAAAUCUAACGAAGUGUCUUCAAACUUUGAAGUAUAUGUAUCAUGAUCUCAGAGUAAAAGGAAUUACCUGUACAAACGAGCCUGAAUUUCAUGCGUACAUUGUUUUAUUAAAUUUAAAUAACGGCAGCUUUAUGUGGGACCUUCAGAGGUUGCCAUCAUCAAUACAGAAGGCAUCGGAAGUGAAAUUCGCUAUAGAAGUUUAUUCCGCUAUAGUGGCGAAUAAUUAUGUCAAGUUCUUUAAGCUCGUAAAGAAAACUACUUACCUGAACGCCUGCAUCUUAUUGAGGUAUUUCAAUCAAGUACGCGUUUCUGCUUUGUGUGUAAUGGUGAAGGCUUACUGCAGAAUGAACUCCUCCAAAUAUCCUUUAUAUGAACUUAUGGACAUUCUCGCAUUUGAGGAAGAAAAAGAAGCUGUUUAUUUUUGCGAGCAAGUUGGACUGUGUUUAGCACCAGACGAAUUGCAUAUUUUACUAGGCAGAGAGCACUUCAAUUUGCCUGAAAGUACUAUAGAGCAAAUAAGAGCGCUGAACGUGGUGGAAAAGAAGAGACUUCGAGAUAAUUUGUCUGUAGGCCAGUGCAUUGCAGGAGGAAAAUUACCUGAGAAGACUUAUAAAAAUCAUCAACCGCAUGACAGCUUCAACUCUCAGGGCUACCUUUUACCUGAAUCUAUGAGUGCCGUAGAUCAAAGUAUUUGGACAGAGAAGAUAAGAGAUCCUUAUGAGUUCGCUGAAGAAGAAGAAAAAUCGGAAAGUGUAGGUCCUUUUAAGGCAGUGAAAAGUCAGAUCAAGAGUAUUUCUUCUUCUGGGGUUUCUUUUUCAAUGAAAUCAGACGCUGGUACUAUUAAGCCAAAUAUUGACUUUUUUAAAUUCACGGCUAAUAAAUCUAAGUCUUUCAUAAAAAGUGUACUAAAUGAUGCAACGAAAGCUAAAUCCGAAAUUCGAAUUACAAAUUCUGUUCCUGUUAUUCCGAAGGCAACUGAGCAGCUAGUUCUUACAAAUUUAUUUUCCAAAUCCGAUUCUCUUUUUCCACUUUCAAAAAGUAGCUCAGAGUUUAGUACUGCAAAACUUGCGUCAAACUCUCCUUUUAAUAACGCUGUGAACAAGAGUAAAAUUUUUGGAACACCUUCAGGAAACAUAUUUCUUAAACCUGCGACUACUACUCCGUUCAAUUUCGGGCCUAGAGUAAUACCCAAAAUCAAUACUGAAUUUGUAAGUGAUGAACUGGUAAAAUCAAAAGAAAAAAAUGAAAAGGAGCAACUUAAGCAAGUUGAAAUAAACGAGAGGAUUUCACAGGUUGAACAAAAAAAGAAACGAGAAAUAGAGCGUGUGAAGAGACUAAAUGAAGUCGAAAAUGAAUCUGUGUACAUAUAUGAUUGCUUGGAGACAGAAAUCAUACAUAGUGUGUGUUCUUUGAUAGUAAAAGAGGAAAAGCAGAUAAUGAACAGUGAAGCUUUGAGUAAAGACAUUUUUGAAAAUUUACUGCAAUAUACUGUGCAAGAGAUUUGUGAAAAAGAGUUAAAAGAAGAAAUUUUUUUUCAUGAAACUUUGCGUGAAGUAACGAAAAGGCAGAAACAAAAGAUCACAGCAAAGUAUUGCAAAGUUUGGAAGAGGUAUGUAGGUAAAAAAAGAUACAAACGUGAAGCUCUAGACAACACACCUAUUUGGUUGCAAACACAAAGUGUAGAAGAUUGCGCAAAGUCUCUAUACAGGAAGCAACAAAAUGCUGUCAUAGAAAAUAUGUGCAGGAAACGAUUCAAAUCAUCUGCGGUCGAUGUUCCAAAGAGCAGUGAAGUUCCUAUAGAAGUUGUGGUAUACGCAGGUAUCAAGGAAAAUGCAAAAUCGUUUGAUGCUAAAAUUGGGUCAAGUAUAUUUUGGAAAAUGGCGAUAUCAUGGCCUAAUUCAGAAAACCGAGCUAUUUUAUGGCAACGUAAACAAAUUAUGACCAAGUAUUUGAACUCUGAUGAUUAUACUAUGGAUCCAAUUCUCAAAACUUUUUUACCAAAUUAUUAUGAGUCUUUGCACAUGUGUAUAAGGAAUUUCGAAGGCGUGACAAACGAACGAAAUUUAACUGGCAUGGACGCACUUCUCUUUGUCGCGUCGACUUCUGAAGAUCCAAGGACGAUUGUACGAAGAUUAACAAAGACAGUUUUAUCAAAGAACAAACUCAUGCCUAUACCAUUAGUCGUUAUGAUUUUUCAUGAAGGAAACACUAAACCGGAGACUAUAGAUAUUACAUCAGAUUUGGAGAAUUUGAUGGAUUCGGGCUUUAUAUCAGAGUAUACAAUUCUCUUAGAAAACACAAUUGACGAAAGCGUCAUUUUAAAACUCAUACAAAGCUCUGUACUAUGGCUUGCAAUAAACAAGUCACCACCUGUCCCUCUUGAGAUGGACUACUUGAAAAGAAUUCUACGAGACUGCUUGAUGGAUGAAUUGUGGCUGAGAAUACACGGUCAUUCUCUGUACAGUUCGCAAUUAAAAGAGGCUCUGAAGGAUCCACAGUUCAUUAUAAAUUUACACACAGAAGCAAUCACACAUCUAAUGGAAAUAGUUUUAGAUCAAGAAUCGCUUAUGUAUACCGAUUUCUCUCCAGAAAUUAAGAAAUUUCUGAAAGAGGAUUUGGAACUACCAUGCAGUUAUGAAUACUUCGAUGACGUUUGGAAAAAUAUAGAAUACAGAGAAAAAGUUGAACAAUGUAUAAGAAGUUUUCUUUUGCCGCAAUGGAGGUAUCCAUGGCCCAUUAAAAAUAGGAAUGAACUUCAAAAAGCGGUUGUACAUUAUUUACAAGAAGCAUUAUUAGAUUCUAGUCAUAAUGUUAUUACAAGGGACGUUUUAGAUAAUCUAUUAAUUAAGUUUGACACGAACGCAAUUCCAAACUUCACGGACAUUAUGCUAUUUAUACUUAAUCAGAAGAUUAAUUUAAUGAUCGAAGACUUUAAAGUUGUGUACAAUCAGAAUCAUGUUAAGCACUUUCGGACUUUACCUUGGUGGUUCAAAUCCAAUAUAUUUAUUGACUACAAUUUUCAGAGCCUUCCGAAUUGGGCAAUUGAAAGAGAAUCUGAAAUAAAUCAGACCAGAAACCACUCGGUAAAACCGAUUCUAAUGGGCGUGGAAGGCAGUGAGGAUAACGUAUCAGUUGUUGAUGAUUAUAUUAAUAAAACACUGAAUACGAGCGAAGGGUUUACUUCAGUAACAGAAUUUUGCAACAGCACGCGUAGUCGAGUGAUGGAAAUGCAGAGAGCAGCAGAAAAAUUUGAAAAACAGUUAGAAGACCAAAAAUUGAGAAACCAACGUUUGGAAGAAGAAAUCCGAAAUGCAUUACUUGAAGAAAACUUGUAGACCUUAAAAUUAGAAAUCGAAGCCUCCACUCAGUAUAAGACAUCUGCUGACAGCAGCAUGUAUGAGACUAUUUCCUAUGCUACAUAGUGCAUAGUUUCAUACACGGCGCUAUCGGCAGUUACUUAUAUUUAAUGGGAGCGUUGAAAUAGAGUAGACUACGAUAAAUAAGAUUGAUAAUACUUAACAUGUUUUUUUAUGUAUUGCAGUGACAUAUAAGUACCAACCAGACACUGUAUAUUAC